UUACGUAUUGUGAAAUGUCAGGUGCCGAAUGCUUUUUUUGUUUGGUUUUGCAAAACGCUUUUGGCGUAUCUAUCUCAGUUGAGUCCUAUUUUUAUGUAAUGAUUUUGCUCGAUUUCGCAAUAAUCAAUAAUAAAUAAAACUUAAAAAUAUUAUUUAAAUGAAUAAAAUGAGCAAUUUCAGCUUGAGGUUUAGUAUCUUAGGAAAAUUUAUUUUCGUUGGUAACACUACUUUAGGCGCGAAGUCCGAUCAAUACUAUACACCGCAUAAGGAGAGAACUUUCCACUGCAAUGUUCACCGAGGAUAUUUGUUUAUUUACAUUGUAUUAAUAUUAUCUUAGAAAGUAUUGAUGGAUCAUUCAUCAGAUAUGGGUGCGUACGGUGAAAGUCCAAAUGUACAGAACAAUGGAAAUUAUAUUACCAUAAUUCCAGUGGAUUAUUCAAGAAGAGGAUAUCCCAUGCAAGCGGAAUAUCAAUAUAAUGAAUUCAGAUCCCGCGAGGAGUACUACAGCGUGCAAAGUCAGAAGUUGCAAGCGGAAGUCAAUGCUCACUUAUAUUCAGUGUCGCAGAGACUGCCCCACCUCACGUACAGUCCGCUAGGCCGACACAGCGAGUGGGACAAACAUGACCCGCACAAACCUUUGCAGCCUGACUCUAAGGAGAGUAAUAGCUCCGAUUCAUUGGAGAAGAGUGUUAUGGGUUCAAACCUGAGCAGUUGCUCGAACCAGACCGGGUCGAGCAGUAUCGCAGCCGGAUCUUUCAGCACGACAGAACCAAUCACCAGUGGAGGCAGUUCUUCCAGCGCCAUAUCCCCACCUCUACCAGGAUCAUCAGGAAGUACAGCAUCUUCAUCAACAGUUACAUCAAACCCAGUAACCUGCGUCUACCUCAUGUCCCGCAUCGCCGUCAUGGUGGAGAUGAGUUCGGAGGAAGUCCCUUCAUGCGUGACUGCCUCAAGGUUCUUGAACGCCGUGCUGGCGACCGAGGAGUUGGGUCUCUUGCAGCCCACAGCCAGGAGUUUGGCAGCUAACGUCUUCGCGUUGUGGAUGUGCAGCCCUUUGUUAGAGAUCCAGUUGAAGCCCCACCACUGCCCAUGGAAGAUCUGGGCCAGCUGGCAGAAGCUGCUGCAGCGGUACGGACACGCGUCAGAGUCCCGACGGGCGAGGGACCAGCCCGUGCUGAGACUGCAGAGGAACGUGUUCUUCCCUAAACACCUGGAGGAGGGGAUCAAAGACUCCAGAAUCCAAGAGCUUCUGUACGAGGAGGCUCGUCACAACGUGGUGACGGGCCGGUACCCGCUGGAGAGCGCUCAGGCCGUGAUGCUGGGCGGACUGCAGGCCCGCAUACAACUGGGACCUUACGACCCUCAUCGGCACACGGCCAAGUUCUUCAGGGAGAACCAGGACAAGUACCUCCCCCAGCACGCGCGGGCCGGCCGCUGGGCGCAGCUGCUGCCCGCGGGCCGCAAGGGCAGCCCCGAGGCGCGCCUGCUGGAGCACACGCAGCGCCCGCCCGCCGCGCCGCCGCGCAAGCUGCGCCACAAGUACCUCGCGCACACCAGGACGCUGCCCACCUACGGAGCGGCGUUCUUCCAAGGUCAGAUCGAGCAGCCAGUCCGCAGUCUGACGAGCCUCCUCACCCACGAAGACAUUCCAGUGCUGGUAGCCAUUAAUGCUAAUGGCGUUUACGUCAUUGACGACACUGAAAGCACGGUACUCUUGGGCCUGCUAUACGAGGAGCUGUCCUGGGACAUGGGCCUCCCAUCAGACGACAACGAGGACUGCCUGCCAUGCCUCUUCCUGCAGUUCAUGGUGGUGGAGAACGGCCUGCGCGUCUCCAAGAUACUUCAGGUGUUCUCAAAGCAGACAAUCAUGAUGGACACGUUAAUAGAGCACUUCGCUGGAGAGUACAGGAAGAAACUUGGCCAGGAGACGCCGAGCGACCAUGCCAACUACGACUACCAUUCAGAUUCAGGCAGCAUCUCCUUGCCCCCACUUUCCCGUCCCGACUCCCCCCAGCGAAGACUGGCCAACAAGCUGUCCCGGCUUGCGCUGGCGACUCACGACGGGCGCGGGAACCUGCUCGGCGGCGCCGGGGACUGGAAUACAGACCUCAACCAUCCACAGCCCUCCUGGAUACUGCCCAAGCAUUAAACGAUU
Messenger RNA from Manduca sexta (tobacco hornworm), 2155 nucleotides. RefSeq names its product FERM domain-containing protein 8 (gene Bili). Gene Ontology annotation, cellular component: cytoskeleton; plasma membrane. The record is from RefSeq and is a predicted model, not a curated record. Gene Ontology annotation, biological process: negative regulation of canonical Wnt signaling pathway. NCBI's taxonomy places the organism in Eukaryota, Metazoa, Arthropoda, Insecta, Lepidoptera, Sphingidae. The transcript is spliced from 11 exons. The coding region runs from base 347 to 2149 and encodes 600 amino acids.